Molecule: messenger RNA, 6635 nt
Organism: Phlebotomus argentipes
Lineage: Eukaryota; Metazoa; Arthropoda; Insecta; Diptera; Psychodidae
Product: protein boule
Exons: 8
Coding region: 793-1341 (182 amino acids)
Molecular function (GO): RNA binding
Source: RefSeq, a predicted model, not a curated record
ACUAAACCGCGCUUAUACAUGCAUAAUAUUGGGUUCAGUGUAAACAUUUUUGCGAAUACAAUGCUAAAAAUGUUGCUCACACAUGAUACAUAAUUUAUUGCGAUCUUCACUUGACCCCUCGCGUUCUUUAUUGCAAAUGUGUGUAUAUAAAUAGUUGUGGAACAAUUAGUGAGUGGAUGAGAGGAGUUUUUAAUGAAUUUGAAAAGAGAAAGCAGAAAAACAGGGGGAUGAAAUUGGAUCAGUGUUAUUGUGAGAUGAAAGAGCAGUUCACUAAUAAUUAGUUUAAAACUUGAUGAAAAAUCUGUGAAGCCCAGAUAUAGCAGAGUUAUAUGUGGUCAUCGAAUAAUAGAAUCGAAAAGGAAGCAUAGAAAAAUCCCGAGAGAAGUGUGUGUACUUGUGUGAUAGAGCGUGUUUUUUGUGUGCAGAAGAAUAAUAAUAAUACUGUGGUGGUUUGUAAUAAUCAGAGGAAAAAGUAUAGUGAGGAAAAAAAGACAAGUGUGAUCAGCUAAAUAAAAACGUCGCGCGGCGCAUUCCUUGGCGAACCACUGAAUUUCCCCAGUUUCCACACCAUACAGCGAACCCCAGAUUAUAUUGCUAAAUAGAAGAAGAGUAGCAGGAGGAAAACUUCGGGAAAAUCUGAUCUGUGAGAAGUAAUUUCUUCUCAGGAGCCCCAGACACGCACGAGACUCUUGUCAACUGGACAUCGGCGGAGAAGGCUUGAUUAUCGAAGGACUUGCCAAGAGUGUUUAAGCCACACAACAAAAGCGAGCGAAGGGAGAGAAAAGAGGAGAAAUGGCAGCCCCAAAUCCACAGCUCGACGCACAGCUCUCAACUGCUCCAAAGUAUGGGACUCUGAUUCCAAAUAGGAUCUUUGUGGGUGGCAUAAGUGGCGAUACAACAGAGUCUGAGCUUUGUCGAGUGUUCUCAGCCUAUGGGAAUGUCAAGUCCACGAAAAUCAUUGUUGAUCGCGCUGGUGUAAGCAAAGGUUACGGAUUUGUGACUUUUGAGACAGAACAGGAAGCUCAGCGGCUACAGAGUGAUGGUGAGUGUGUUGUGCUGCGCGAUCGCAAGCUGAAUAUUGCGCCUGCUAUUAAGAAGCAGUCAGUGUGCACAACAAAUGGCGCUAUUUACUACGCAGCAACACCCCCAACACCCAUGAGCAAUAUGCCGAUCGAUCAAUUUGCCGCUGUGUACCCUCCAGGUGUGCCAACUUUAUAUCCGCCAUCGAUGCCGUACCAACCAUUUUAUCAAUACUAUAGUGUGCCAAUGGUAAAUAAUACUUGUCCAAUAAAUGUUCCCACUAUUUGGCCUCAAAACUACCAAGGUAUCUAUCCAUGUUAAAGGAAAAUAGUUCGAAAACCAGUGAUAUUUGUAUCAACAUCAAUUAAUUGAUACCCCGUAAAUUGCGUGUUUGGUGAAGCCCUGCACGGAUUAUAUUUUAGUCAAACCAUGAAUUUCGAGCAAUAGCUGACUUUAUUACAUUAAACUCGAAAUUUCGCAAGAUGUGUGCCCAACAUUCUGGGACGAGUAUGAGAUGAUGGGAAAAAGGAUGUUAUUUAAAUGGAAGGCAAGAAAAAAUUACAUUGUAGAAAUCGGAUGAAGGAUGUUUAGUUAAGACGGUUGCACCAAAGAAAUGAGAAGAAGAAGAAGAGGACGAAUAGACAGAAAGGAAGAAAAUGUUGUGAAACAUUUCUGAUUCUUCUGAUUAAUAUUCAAUUGGAUUUAUGUUAUGAUGGAAAAAUUAUUUAAAAUUUCAUUUUGGAAAUUAAUAAUAAUAUUUAUAUAUAUACAAUAUAUAGAUAAUAUAAAAUAUACAAAAAGAUAAAAAAAUAAGUAUAAAAACUCAAUGAUUAAACUCAACAUAUAGGAAUGAUUCAAGAUGGAUGAAGGAGAAAAAUCUAUUGAAAGCUACAAAUUGUUAAAGCAUAUAUAAGCAACUAUUCUAUAAAGGUACGCAUAUAUAAGUAUAUAUUUUAAAAGAGAGAAUGUGUAAUUCACAAGAAUCAUAUAUAUAGAAUAUAUAUAUAUAUUCUAGAGAAGAAGACAAACAAGAAUAUUAAACACUUUUACUGAUGAUGAAGAAGAGAGAAUGAUAGAGAAAAUAACUAAACAGCCGUAUAUCAAAAAAAAGACAAAAAAUGCAUCAGAAUAACCAAGAUAUUUACUGUAAAACUAACGAAUGAUCCUACUAAAUUCUUUCUCCAAAAUUUUUAGGGUAAAAAUACGUUCUAUAAAUACAUACAGUUGGAAUGUUUGAUUGUAGAUUGAAUUUAAAAAAAAAAAGAAAAUCUACAGAACAUCACAAUGUUCUUCGCAACAUCGACAAGUUUUUUUCGUCUAUUUUUCAACAUCUGCAUUUCAACUGUGUGUAUUUUGGAAGUCAACUGAUGUGGCAAAAAAAACACUAUUGAUAUAUUGAUAUAUGAUUCACAACUAUAAUACAAUUAAGUGUCAAUUUUAAUUGAAAGGAGACGAAAAACCUUUAGACAUUAAUUACUGCAUAAAUAUUGUGUAUGUCUGUACAUGGCGAAAUUGUUGGAAGGAAGAUGAAACAGAAGGAAGCAAAUAACUUAACUGAUGAUAAACCAAAAUAUAAACGCAGCACAUAAACACUUAGGUUUACUUUUUGGAAAGGAGAACAUUUUUUUAAAUAGGUGCAGAGAGAACAAGCAGAAACAGUGAUAAAGUAUUGUUAUGUGGGAUAUAAAGUGUUGGAGGUUCAACAUUUAGUCUGACUUGCCUCUAAUUUUUGAUAAAAUUGGUUCAAUGAGUGAAAAGUAGAGAAAAAAAAAUAACAAACGGAUUCGUUCAAAUGCGGAAAUGAUAGCAAGAUGUUGAAGCUACUUAAGGAUAGACAAAAAAAACAAUGUGGUGCCUUUAGCAAGUGUAUGGAACUCCUUUUUGAUUACGCUUGUUAGUUAUCAACAUCAGGAAGUUUGGGAUUUAUUUGUCUUGAUACGCUCAAAUGCAUUUUGCCAGGCUUUUUUCUAUUAUCUCACGACAAACCUCUCACAAUUUACAUCCUACAGCAAGUAAAUCCUGCUAAAUCAUUUUUAGUUAUGUUUUCUAUUAUGUCAAUUGAUUGUUCUUUUGCUGUCAAUAGGCAUGAACAUGAUUAGAUGGUCCUUCUGCAAGUGAAAAUGUAAUCGUGUUCAUACUUCAAUGAGGGAGAAAAAAGUGGACUGUGGUUCAGUAUAGCGGAAAAGUUUAGUGUGUUUCUUGUCUUUGCGAGAGGGAAAAGUUUGACAUUCUGAAUAAGCUUUGAAUCAAGAUAAAUGGCAGUUCUUCACAGUUUCUUUUUAAGAUCUUUCAUUGGACACUCACAGGAAUAGGAAGAAAUAGGUGCAUUGGGACACAAUGUAACAGAAAUUUACUUUUGAUAUUUUUUUACUUUUCACGAGCGAAGUUUACUCAAGACGUCCAACUUUUUCUUCAUGCAUGGUUGAAAUGCACUGAAAUUCUUAAAACUGAAUCACUCCGAAAAAAAACGACCUAAUAUAAAAUGAGCGAAAUAUUUAUUAGGAGUAAUUCUAAAAAGGAAUAUUUAUACACAAAGUUUUACUCAGAAUACACUCUUGUAUUCCACUGACUAAAAUAUUUAUUUCACUCUAAUUUAUAAAUCUUGUAGUCUGUAUUGAUAAAUAGAGGGGAGAACAACUUCAAUUAAGGAUGAAAGAGAGCAAAUAGAAAAAUCUCCUAGUAUUUAAAAAUAUCAAGAAUGAAAAGAAGAAAACAAUUAUUUAAAACAACUUAAGAAUAUACUACUAGACUAAUUGUAUCUUAAGACCUCUGAAUUAUUGACCUUUAUUUCCAAUUCUAAACUAUUAUGUGGAGAUAUUUAUCUCAGAAUCAUAGUUGCAAAAUUCAUAUUUACCAUGAAAAAUAUAUACACAGUAAAAUAUUAUUAUAUUGAAAAAAAUAUUUCUAUUAAUAAAUGAAUGAAAAGUCAAAAUAGAUAUUAAUCAUAGAAACAAGAUGAAUAUAAUGGAAUUAUAGGUGAGAAUGUCAUACCAAAACAUAUUUCAGAGAAAAGGAAAUUUUAGAUUAAAAAGCAAUACAAGUCGUGAGUAAAGAGAAAUUAUAGCAAAAAAAGAUGGAAAUGAAGACAGAUGGUAUAUAAAAAAAAUUUUUUGAAAUAAAAGAAAAAUAACUUGGUGAUAUUUUGAACUAAAAUAUAUUAAUGAAAAAGAGUAAAAAGAAAUGAAACAAUUCAUAGUGUAAUGCAAGUAAUUAUAGGAAAAUGCAAUGCUAAGUUAAUGUUUUUCCUCUUUAAGUAUAAACCUGUGUCAUUUUUUAUUGAAGUUUUGUUAUCCGGCAAUGACUACUGAAAUACGUUAAAAAUGUCGCGUCAUUGAAGACAGUUUUGUUAAUUAUAAUUUCUUUACUUUCAAUGAAUAAAAAAUGAAAUAGAAGAAAAAACUCCACGCCGCAUUGGUAAUAAAAAAGUGAAAAGAAGAUAUGUUUUUAAUGAAAUGACAAUAAUUUAGUAAGAUAAAAAACGGAAAAGGUGAAAAUUGCAACUAAUAACAAAUAAGAAGUCACUGAAAUGAGAUUAUUUAUUGUUUUACCUUCUAUGUUAUGACUUGUUAUGGGUUUUAUUUAACACUUCAACUUGAUUUCAUGUACAGAACGGACAUGAACUGCCAAAACCUAGGUGAAAAACAAACAUAGAGAAAGCAUCUCGGAAAGACUUGAUCAUAUUUUUUCUCUUCAUUAUUAUUUUUUUGUAUUAUUAUGUACGAAGACGUACAAUAUUUAUAAAACUCUGUUAUAUGGAAUAAUUUAUUUAUAGUGAAAAAUGGCGAAGAAAUGAAAGCAAAGGUGGAAAAUCUAAUAUAAAUUAUAAUAGAAGAACAAUAAUUAGUGAAUGACUUGAGUAAUAAGUUGGAUUAGUGCAUGCAUAAAACCUACAAUUAAUAAAGAGAUAGAAAUGGUUUCAUAUAUUGUUUUAAAUUAGUUAUUCAUAUAUAUAAAAAUAAAUUAUAUUACAAGGAAGGACGAAUGAAGAAAAAAAACAAUGUAGAUGUCGAUAUCAAAUUAUAUAAAUUUUUAUAAUCAAAAAAGUACAGAAUGUCUCUCAACAAGUGCGGAGAAAUCAAAGCACACACAAAUUAUAUAUUUAAAAAAAAAAGUGAAGUGAGAAAAAAUUCAGAAAACAUUGAUGAAUAUAUAGAAAAUAUUUAUAAAAUAAAUAUAAAAUUACUGUUUAGCGGUUGUGUGCGAAGGAAUGAAAUAUACUCCUGAUGAAUUGAUGGGAUUUUCAAUUGAAGAUCUCAUUGAUUUCGAGGCUGGAUAACAACACUAUCCGAAAGGAGUAUUGGCAAUUUUUUAGGAAUAAAAGGACACUUUGUUGCGAUCCAAAUUGAGUGAGACUGUUCGAUGGAUUGAUUACGAGCAUGGAGACAUUUUUUCAUACAAUAAUUUAAAUGGAAAUAACACCUGAGAUGCAAAUGAAGCAAUUGUCGUUCCGCAGUGCGCCUCCUCUUGAAUUGUUCUCUGGCCUAAGGAACUUGAGAAUAGGAAUAUUAAAUAUUCGACGAUUGAGGAUAUUUGCUGCAAGAGUGAUAAUUGCUUCAGUUUGAAUCGAUUUGUAGAACAAAACUCCGCGAUACAGUGAGACAGUUACUUAACGAUGACUUUGGACGAUGAUGGAUGGAAAUAGUAAAGUAAAAAUCUUGUUAUCAUUUCACUUUCUGAAAUGAUUAUAUUGUUAUAUACAUAUUUAAAAUAUAAAAACAAACAAGAGAAACCCUAAACAUAAAUUUUUGAAGCCAAGCAGACGGUAAAUGGAGAGUUUGUCUCGAAAACUUAAAUGUUUUUUAUCAAUACCAAGAAGUAAAAUUGGUCAUGACUCCGAAUAAAAUAUUAUACAUAUUGAACUGGAAGGAAGAAAAAAAAACAUCUAUAUUAAAAGAAUAAGAAAAAAGUAUAACUUUAUUCGUAUAUGUGAUAGACUAAACAAAUAAAUAAUAUACAAACAAGGAAUGUAGAUGAAAAAAAAUAUUAAAAAUAUUCAUAAAGGAAUAUUCUCUAAAAAGCAAGAAAAGAUAUAUUUAGAGCGCAUCUCGGCGAUAACGAUAUUAAUAUAAUUUUAAUAAGUGAAUAAUGAAAAGAAACACUACAAAUUCUUCCCCCAAGAAAUGGUCUUAGGAAUGAAAAAAAAAUAAAAUUUUGAAAGAAAAAAUUAAAUGGCAAAGACACAAUUUUCGAGAAUUUAAAAAGUAUUUAUUAGAUCAUCAAGAUCGAACUAUUAUAAUUUCCCCAAGGGAGUUGCAAUGUGUCAGACAGUUAGCAUAAUGUGAAUUAUUAUUAUUAUAUCUAAAGAAGAAAAGAAAAAUAUGUACUUAAUAAACACUAAAUAAAUUCGCAGACCAUUACGGGAUAUUAUAUUAAAGGAAAAGCUGAGAGAGAGAGAUGGUGUGAGAAAAAAAGAAGCAGAGACAGUGUAAAGAUAGAAGAAUAAACUAUAGGAACUAAAAGAGAAAAAGGUUAAAUAGUUAAGAACAACAUGAAAGGCUGUAAUUUUAAGUGAAAAACUAAUAUAAAUACAAGUGAAAACGAGUAAUAAACAAAAUUUUAACUUAGGUAAUGUAAUAUUAUUGAUAAAAUAAAUUAAUUGUAAGUCAUGAACAGUA